ACAAAAAAAAAAAAAUUCUACCAAUAAAAAAGAUCACUGCAAGAAGGUACCUUCAUUCCGGUUGCGUUUCCCACUCUCCCUCGACCACUGCGACUCGAGAUCGAGAGCAUGGAGGAGUCAGAAUCUGGUGAUAGCAUGACCAUUCAACGGCGCGUGGGGUUACUGUACGAUGAGCGGAUGUGUAAGCAUAACACUCCUGAUGAUGAUUAUCAUCCUGAGAAUCCCAACCGCAUCAAGACCAUUUGGAACAAGCUCGUUGCCAAUAACAUUCCUCAAAGAUGUGUUGUUUUGAAUGCCAAAGAAGCAGAAGAUAAAUAUCUACUAGCUGUUCACUCCAAGAAUCAUGUUAAUUUGAUUAGAAAUAUAAGCUCCAAACAAUUUGAUUCUCGAAGAAAUAGAAUUGCUGCAAAAUUGAAUUCCAUAUAUUUUAAUGAAGGAUCAUCAGAAGCUGCCUACAUUGCUGCUGGUUCUGUCAUAGAGGUCGCUGAGAGAGUAGCCAAAGGGGAAUUGCAUUCUGCUGCUGCUAUUGUUAGGCCUCCUGGGCAUCAUGCUGAACAUGAUGAGGCAAUGGGAUUUUGUCUAUUCAAUAACGUAGCUGUUGCAACGAGUUUUCUAUUAGAUGAAAGACCAGAACUGGGUAUUAAGAAGAUUCUGAUUGUUGACUGGGAUGUUCAUCAUGGUAAUGGUACUCAAAAGAUGUUUUGGAAGGACCCUCGUGUUCUGUUCUUCUCUGUUCACAGGCAUGAGUUUGGGAGCUUUUACCCUGCUAAUGAUGAUGGUUUGUAUACUAUGAUUGGGCAAGGGCCGGGUGCAGGAUACAACAUAAAUGUUCCUUGGGAGCAUGGAAGAUGCGGAGAUGCAGACUAUCUUGCUGUUUGGGACCAAAUCUUGAUCCCUGUUGCCAAGGAAUUUGAUCCUGACAUGAUUAUAGUGUCUGCAGGGUUUGAUGCAGCUGUUGGUGAUCCUCUUGGUGGUUGUCGUGUUACGCCAUAUGGAUAUUCAGUAUUGUUGAAAAAGUUGAUGGAUUUUGCCCAUGGUAAGAUUGUGUUGGCAUUAGAAGGGGGUUACAAUCUUGACUCCGUAGCAAAUUCAUUCCUUGCUUGCAUGGAAGUUUUGCUUGAAAGCAAGCCUAUUGCUGGAUCUUCAGAGGCCUAUCCAUUUGAGUCCACAUGGCGUGUGAUACAAGCGGUUCGCAAGAAAUUAAGUGCUUACUGGCCUACACUUGCAGAUGAAAUACCCUUGAAGUUAACCAGUCACAAAGCCCCUCCUCCGCAUCUUUUGAUUUCAAGCUCUGAUUCUGAAGAUGAGGUUGACAAAACUCCAAAUAUUGUGUCAGAUAAUAUGGUGGCAGUUGUUCAGGAGAUCACUGAACCUCUUUCAAAGCUGAAAGUCGAAGAUAGUCAUGAUCAAGCGGCCGCAAAGUCUGUUCCCUGGAGAUCAGAGCUUUCAAAGACGGAUAUUUGGCAUGCCACUUUUGGAUUGAAUAUGUGGAAAAGAAGGUUCCUUUGCUAUAUUCAAGGUGGUCAGGUGGAUGGUAUGGGGAAGCGAUGCUCUGGUUCAAUGGAUAAAAACCCUCCAAAAGAGAUUUUGUGGAAAACUUUCUCCCACAGAUUGUUCUUUGGCCAUGAAUCCACACGUACAUGGGGAAGUGGAGGGGUUGCUUUCCUUCAUCCUGAAAGUAGUGUUGAUGAAAACACUUACAUGUGCAUGUACCAAAUAACGCUGGAACAAUUCAAUGAUGUUUUGUUUCAAGAAAAUGUUUCAAGUAAUGAGAUGGAUUCUCCAGCGUUUGAUUUGGCAGAUCUACAGUCCGUCACAAACCAAGGUUCUGUUUCUUUGGAGGUUUUUAAGAAGCAGUGGUACCAUAAUGUAGUGUACCUGGGAAAGGAGAAAGAUAUUCCUAUACUGACUAUUACCUGCUCACUUUCAGAUGUUGAGAGCUUCAAAUCGAAGAAACUUCCCUUGUGUGCCCCUUGCAACGAAUAUGCCAACACCUUAAUACAAGGCCUGGUGGAAGGAGGACAGCUUUCAGAAGAGGAAGCCAGUGCCUAUAUAAAAGCUGCUUCUAAACCACUAUGAUUGCACAUAUCUGGCUUUCACAUUCUUCUCGUGAAUGUUCCUAGUAGCUUUGGUUGUACAUUCAGAGAUCUUCAGGAAUCGAGGAACCAUGAUGCUGUGGCAAUUUGAUUCAUCAUGUAACACUUUCUAGUUAGGGUAGUACUGAGGGUGCAGCAAUGAAUUCAAAUGUAAACUGGUAAACCACAAACGUAAGACUACUCAUCUACUGUCUUUAUCGCGCAGUUUUCGAAAGAAAGUAUAGCUAAAAUCUGUGAUCAA
Molecule: messenger RNA, 2337 nt
Organism: Hevea brasiliensis (rubber tree)
Lineage: Eukaryota; Viridiplantae; Streptophyta; Magnoliopsida; Malpighiales; Euphorbiaceae
Product: histone deacetylase 5
Exons: 14
Coding region: 109-2079 (656 amino acids)
Biological process (GO): chromatin organization
Cellular component (GO): histone deacetylase complex
Molecular function (GO): histone deacetylase activity
Source: RefSeq, a predicted model, not a curated record